Messenger RNA from Caenorhabditis angaria, 6364 nucleotides. The record is from the annotation of a GenBank genome assembly. Lineage: Eukaryota; Metazoa; Nematoda; Chromadorea; Rhabditida; Rhabditidae.
AUGAUGGACACUUCAUCCUCCACAAUGGCACAAUCAGACGAGGCUUUGCGGAAAUUCAAGUGUCCCGAGUGUGGCAAGGCUUUCAAGUUCAAGCAUCAUUUAAAGGAGCAUAUCAGAAUUCAUUCGGGAGAGAAACCGUUUGAGGUGAGUGAACGGGUGUUUGGUAGAGACUUCGGGGGUUCAGUAGAGACUUCAGGGGAUUUUCAAAGACUUCUGAGCUUUAGUGAAGACUUCUGGGGUUUAGUGGAGACUUCAGAAAAUUCAGUUUACAUUUCAGAAAGUUUAACAAAGACUUCAGAGGAUUCUAGAUGUUUGAUAAUAUAUUUAUAGUUACCAUAACUUACAAUAGGAUCUUUUUGAAUCGCUUAAGAAACUUCUAGAAACUUUGAAUUGACCUGAAAAUUGGGAUUCUGAAACAUCAGAGUUUUCUCACAAUUUUUUCACUUGAACCAAAAUUUCCAAAAAAAAAUGUUUAAAAUUUUCUAGAAACUCGGAAAUGUUUAGAAAAACCCUGGGAUAAUUUUUUGAGAGCCUGGAAAAUUUCAGAAAAUAUUUUGCUGAUUUUUCAGAAGCUAUAGGAAUUCUAGAACUCUUCUAGAAUUUUUGCAGAAUCUUGAAAAAGCUCUAGAAGAUUUUCAGAAUUUUUCAGAAUCUUGAAAAAGCUUUAGAGGUUUUUCCUGAUAUUUCUAGAAGCCUAGGAUCUUGAAGAUUUUCAGAAAUCUAGAAUUCUAGAAUUCAAAAUCAUAAACUUCAGGCUCAAACAAUUUUUCGAGAAAUUCCAAAAACUUUUUGGCCACCUAAUAAAAUAGCUUUUUUCUCUAACUUCCAAAUCCACACCUGUAAAACGAGAAAAUGAAAAAUCUUGUUUCAAAUCGCAACACACACACAAGCACCUGUCCCAUCUUCUCCGUAAAACUAACUAAUUUAUCAUUGUCUCCAACAAAAACAUGACAAGGGCCCAUUUCUUCUUCUCAUUUUAUCUACCUGGAUUAUUAUUACUACGCACAAUCAUUUCUCUUUUCUCGCUGUUUUCCCCUUUCAAAAAGGCUUAGGUAAAAAGCUCUUUCACUCACAAAAUAAAAACUCAACUCACACUGAAAGUAUGCCCGCCAGGCAUUCAUUAAUUCCUCCUUUGCUCCAUUUUUCCUCCGCUUCUUUUCUUUUAUUUUCCCUCUUUUCCCCUUUUCAUUCGUUCAUAUACCUUUGGAGCUCCGCCCAUUUUUUUGCACACACCUGGCUUGUUUAUUGGCAUAUGGGAUUACGGUAGCCUAGGUGGAGGUGUGGAUUUUGAGGGGGAAACUUUUGCUUUGCUAGAAUUUUUUUAAAAAAAUUAAAAUUAAAAAAAAUAACAUUUCAAGCGAUUUUCCUUUUUUUACAAGUGUGAGCAACUGAGUGAAUAUUAUGAAAAAAUACCCCGAACUUACCUUAAGUUUCACCCAAAACCCAUUAAACUGACCUGACAGUUGAAGUUGAAUAAUCAGAACCAAAUCCAAAUCCAAUUUUGUUUUCAUAAUUGAAAUUGUGAAUUUUGAAACCAACAUCAGCUCACUCAAAUUCCGAAUUUUCUGAAAAAAUUUUUUUUCGAAUAUUUAAUCUCAAAAUAAAAUAACGUGAACACUUUGCUCGACAAAAAAAACAAAAAAAAAUAAUUUUAAAAAAUAUUUUUCUGCGAAUCGAUUUCUAGAAAAACGAAAAAUUGCCGCGUGAUCUAAAACACUAUUCACAUUUUUUGCGGGUCUAGGAUUUAUGAAAAAAUAAAAAAAAUAAAUAUAUGGCCGAAGUAUUUCGGUGGCCGAGGUUUGUCGGGAACUCGGCCACUUUUCUCUUUUUUCCUGAAAUUCACGUUCAACUUCAGUUUUCAUGAAUUUCAGGGAAAAAAAUAAAAAAAAAUAUAUAUCCGAAGUAUUUCGGUGGCCGAGAUUGUCGGGAACUCGGCCGUUUUUCAUUUUUUUCUUGAAAUUUUCGUUCAAAUUCAGUUUUUUGUGAAUUUCAGGGAAAAAAUGAAAAAAAUGAAAAAACAAAUAUAUGGCCGAAGUAUUUCGGUGGCCGAGAUUGUCGGGAACUCGGCCACAUCAUUUUUUCAUUUUUUUCCCCCUGAAAUUUACCUUCAACUUCAGUUUUCAUGAAUUUCGGGGAAAAAAUUAGAAAAUAAAUACAUGGCCGAAGUAUUUUUUUGUCGGGAACUCGGCCACCUCAUUUUUUCAUUUUUCCCCAUGAAAUUCACGUUCAAAUUCAAUUUUUUUCAGUGUCAACAAUGCCACAAACGUUUUUCGCACUCCGGAUCCUAUUCUUCACACAUGAGCAGUAAAAAAUGUGUUCAACAAUCAUCUUCGCCUUCCCUAAUCCCACAAUUCAGCCCAAUUCACCUGAUGAUGUAUCGAAAUAUUAUGAUGAAUAUGGCUGCACCAACACCCGCUCCAUUUGUACCUGAUACUUCCUAUUUGUCAAUGUUGCAAGCGAGUUUUUUGCAAAAUCUAGGAUCUUCUGAAUCGUCAACUUCACCGACAGCAACUUCACCAACACAAAGUCUUCUAUCAACUUGUUUGAAUCAAACAUCGGAAAAGGGAUCAGCCGCUCCGUCUCCUGAACCAAAAGUCGAUAUUGUUGUUGAUGUUGUUGAAGCUGAAGCUGAACCUGAGCCCGAACCUGAACCCGAAGCUGAAGAAUCGUCUAGAGAAAAUGUGAAAGAAGCUGGAUCGCCUGACUGGAGACCGUUGAGAUCUCGAAGUUUUCUGAAUGAUUCGCAAGUUGCGAUUCUGCAGAAUCACUUCAAGCGCAAUCCAUUUCCAUCAAAGUAUGAGUUAUCAGCGGUGGCUGAGCAGAUUGGAGUCAAUAAACGGGUAGUUCAGGUGAGGGAUUUUGGGGGGUCUUGAAUUCGGGGAACUUCUAGAACCUUUCAAGAUGUUUUAACUGAAAAUUAAUAUAAACGUAAAAAACGGAAAAGUGAAAAAUAUUUUUUUGAAAAAUUUUCGUCGCGUCGAGACCCACAUCUUUCAAAUAAUCAAUGCGCCUUUGAUUCACAAGAGGAAUGAAGCUUGAGAAAAGUGAAUUAGAACUAAUUAAGCUCGAUUUUCGUGAUUUUCAACCGAAAAAUAGGUUUUUCCUCAAUAAAACUCUUGAAAAUCGUUUUUUAAAAGGUUUCUUGCUUGAAACAUGGUUAGACUACUUCCAUUCUUCGAUUUGUUAUUGAUUUCUGCCUUUUUCUCAUGCAGAAACAUCAAAAAACCUCGAAAAUCCAGAAAAAAACAAAAAAAAAUUAUAAUACCGUAGUUUUUAAAAGGCGCAACACCUGAAACACACACAUGGUCUCGUCGCGAAACAACUACGGUAUAUAAUUUUUUUUUUCGAAAAAAAAUUUUUAUUUUUCCUUAUUUUUCUAAUUUUUUUGAACGUUUAUAAAAGUACCAUCUGAACUUUGUGCUGAUUUCAAAAACCUCUAUACCGUAGUUUUCGAAAGGCGCAACACCUGAAACACACACCGGGUCUCGUCGCGAAACAACUACGGUAAAUAAUUUUUUUUUCGAAAAAAAAAAUUUUUUACGCGUUUUCAUUUUUUACGCUUAUCUGAACUUUGUGCUGAUUUCAAAGAUCAAUAAAUUCAAUUUUAUAUCUUUCCCGCACUGUUCCCAGGUGUUCCUGCCUUUUUUUAUUUCUCGCCACACACAAACCCAAUAUUCCCAAGGUGUUUGUGUGAAUGAAUGAGUGUCUGAACAUGUGUUUUUGGUUUCCCUGCCCGAUGCCUCUCUCAAAUGAAAUGCGAAAUAAAAUGAGAUAGAUGGGGCUCCUUUAGAGAAAGGGGGGACGCAGGUGUCUUCUUGUCUUUCUCCGACGAUUUUUAUUCGAUUACCUCACAUCAUUCAAUUAUUCUUUUUAGCACCACCGCAAACACACAAGGGGGAUUCGAGAAAAAAAAUUUUAAAUUUUAAAAUAAAAAAUUUUUAUUCCAGGUAUGGUUCCAAAACACUCGCGCCAAAGAGCGUCGCAGCAAUCGCCUCCCAUCAAUGCCACGUGGUCAGAUCAAUUCGCCAGCAGCUUCACCGCCAUGGGCAACGCCAGCCGCGCAGCAGGCGCAACUCAUGGCAGUCUGGGCGCAACUUCAGGCUGCGAAUUCAACAACGGUCAAAGAUGAAGCUGAGGAGGUUGAGGAGGAGAUUGCUCAGGUUAGCCAGGUGUCUAAUAAAUCAUGUGGGGGGAAGAUCCUGAAUAUAUUUAUAUACAUCUACAUCUAUCAAUUCAUCAACACGGGGUGUCAGUUUGGUGUUUUCAUUUAAAUUAUGUGCCUAAUUUCGCACCUGCUUUUUUCCACCGAAUUCACAGGGAUGUUUUUGGAUAUGGCCGAAUUCCCGAUAAUUCUCGGCCACCCGAAAAGUUCGGCCAUAUCUUUUUUCACGGCCUUUGGAACAUAAAAAUCAAGAGAAAUAUAAAACCUCUUCGUUUCGAGACCCAAAGCGCGGGACAAUAUGUUUUUCAAAUUCAAAAAUUGUUUUUCCCGCGCAAUUGGUCUCGACACGAUAAUGCACGGUGUUUUGUGUUUUUCUCUUUGUGUUCGCAAUUUUCCCAAUUUUUGAAUGUGGCCGAAUUCCCGACAUUUCUCGGCCACCUGAAAUAGUUCGGCCAUUUCAUUUUUUUUUCAAAUUUUUCACACGGUCUUUUAAAAAUAGCGAAGAGACACAAAAUCCUCCGAGAGAAGUACAAACGUCGGGUCUCGACACGAUUUUGGAGGGUUUUUCUCUCUGUGUUCGCAAUUUUCCCAAUUUUUGAAAUGCCGUGUGAAAAAAUGAAAAAAAAAAUGAUGUGGCCGAAUUCCCGACAUUUCUCGGCCACCCAAAUAUUUCGGCCAUUUCUGAAAUUACAUCAUCCCAGAGCAAAAAAAAGUUGUCUGCUCAUUUUCCAAGUAGGUAUCCAUCCAAUUUUGUUCUUCUUCAUCUCCUUAAUAAGCUAGCCAGCCAAAACAUCAAUAAAAGUAACAAUAAUAAAAAGAAGGAGGGAAGAAGGAGGGAAUAAUAAUAAUAAUAAUAGUAAUAAUGGCAUCUGGCUGGAAUAUAGGCGCAUCUGUCGAGAGAUGAGCCUCAUAAAAGGAGGGAGAGGGUUUUCGAGAAUGAAGGAUACAACCACCUGAGAUAUUUUUCAAGAUGUUUUGUUGACUAAUUGGGGUGUCACCUGGUGUAAACAAUUCAUAGAUUUAUUUUUUUUUGUUCCAGGAAGAUCCAGCAACUACACCUUUGGAUUUGACGUUGAAAGAUGGUGAUGAUAAUAAUGAGGAGGAGAUGGAGUGGAGUCCGGAAAAGCUCAUCGGAUUUUUGGACCAAUCUACCGGUGUGAUUCAGGAGCUUCUGAAGCAUGCUGGAUUCUCGAAUCAGGAGGAUGAGCAACCAAGGACUCCAUCAAUUUGGCCGCAAACUCCAAACAUCUUUCUGAACUCUGCGAUUAUCAAAGAGGAAGAUACAUCAUCACUUUGCUCAACUGAUUCGAAGCUCUUGAAACUGGGAUCCGAUGCUGAAGGUUUAUUCUCAUGUGAUCAAUGUGACAAGGUUUUUGGCAAACAAUCUUCCUUAGCAAGACAUAAAUAUGAGCAUUCAGGUAAUAAUUGGGUUUUGGAUAGGAAAGGGACACAUGUUUGGCAACAUUCUCUUUUGUUUAUAAGGGGGAUUUAGGGGGGAUAAAUUAUGUGAUGCAAUAUAUAUUAAUUGGAUUAUAAUGAGGUCAUUGAGCAGAUGCACCUUUAGAAAAUAUGAAAAUAGGAUAUGAACUUAAAGACGUUUAGCUCACUUUUAACUUAGUGUAAUUUAGGUACAUUUUUUAAAGUUACAGUAAAUCUUAAGUUUUUUUAGUUAAGGAGUUAUAGUACUUUCUUAAAAAAGGCUUCAAUUACAUUUUAAAGCUCGGAGAUCUUAAGGUUAGGAAGAUCUGAAAACAUACAUGAACUAGGGGGGCCCUUGAGUUGACCCCCCUACCCCCUAACCCAUUUUUGCUGAUUUUUUAUCACAUAAAGCGUAAAAUACACUAACAUUUUCAAAAGUUAAGUCCCCUACCUCCAAAAAUCCACCAGAAGUUAACCUCCCUCCUUCCGAAAUGGAAAAUUUCCAUAAAAAAUAACAAAAUUCAUCUAUUUUUCGCAGGCCAACGUCCCUACAAAUGUGACAUUUGUGAAAAAGCCUUCAAACACAAACAUCAUCUCACCGAACACAAACGUCUUCAUUCCGGCGAAAAACCAUUUCAAUGUGACAAGUGCCUUAAACGAUUCUCACAUUCUGGAAGUUAUAGUCAACACAUGAAUCAUCGCUAUUCCUAUUGUAAACCCUAUCGAGAGCAACAACAGUCUUCGACUUCAGCUAACUCGCUAGUUACCGCUUCUUCUACCUGA